AUAAACAUUACGCUGCGCGCGUACCUAAAAAAGCAGCAGAGAGGAAGAAGAAAAAAAGAGUUUGGGCUGAAAAAGGCAUCGAGAGCCACGCACCGGCAGCACGUCGCCGGCCAUCCGUCCUACUACCACCAGCAGCAACAGCAGCAGCAGAGGCAGGCUGGACCGCGGCGAGAGAGCUUUCUAUUCCCCUCUCGAAAUCGGCAGCGAAAGACGACGUCGUCCUCGUCCCACCCGCGCCCGCAUAAACGCUACAGUGGUGGUGGCACCCUGCACCGCCCAACGAACGCCAAAAGCAGGCUGCUCAUUUCAAAGGCGGAGGAGGAGGAGGAGAGGAGACAGGAAAGCCUUCCAUCCAACCAUCGCUGCCCCCUUGCCCCUUCUUGGCCUCUUGCGAGAUUUGUAGUAGAGAGAUCACCUGCUUGGGGAACAGUGUUGGUGGAGAGGAAUGUGGACUCGUUGUUUAUGAGAGAGCGGUGCUGCAUUGGACACAAGAUCUUGCGUGAUUCUUGGUUAAUUAAAACAAAGUUGGGCGAGGUGGAAGAAGGGAAUUAUACUAAUCGCCUCUCAGAUCAGCAAGGACAGGCAGCAAUUAACAGGUAGCAGCAGGAGGAGGUGGGGUUGUGUCAGCUUUGUGCUUUGUGGGUGUUGUCCCUCCUGGCUCCUUGCCUCCCUCUCUCUCUCUCUCUCUCUCUUCAUAUAGGAGUAGUUUACUUCCAUUGAGGUGCUUGUGCUCCUCACCAUUCUUGCCUCAUUGCCUACGAUAGCAGCAGCAUCAGCCCGCAUAAGUAGGUUCAACUUGGAGUGUGCUUGAAGCAGCAGUUUGAGUGCUGUGCUGCUGUUGCUGUUACUGGCUUGCUGCUAGCCGCAUCAGGGCCUGCUACUAUCUCGUAGUCUGUUCUUGUUUUCCGUUGUACGAACGAUCUCCCGGGCACGUUGCAAUAUUCGGUCGCCGUCUCAGCCGCAGCCACCAGCAGGGUGCAGCAAGUUGUUCUGCUCCUUGUACUUGUUUGCUCCUGGGUACUAGUUGCUGUUCAUCUUGUGUAGAUAAAUAUGGGCUAGUAGUGGAGUUGUUGCAUUGGUUGCAGCGUUGUUGUUGUGUUAGUGGUGGUGGUGGUGGUUUGUGUGUUUGGGCGUCGAUCAGGAGAGAUAAGAUUUAAGAUCAGCGCGUGUGCGUCUGUUCUUUGCCUGUUUCAAGAUGAAAUUCAUGAAGCUUGGAUCGAACCCGGAUACUUUUCAGGAUGAUGGCAAUGAAGUCAGCAUUGUGGCAACUGAAUUAGUGAGCGAUGUCACUGUUCGCAUAGGGACUACAAAGUUUUACCUUCACAAGUUCCCACUUCUGUCCAAGUGCGCUCGCUUUCAGAAGAUGAUCCCAACUACUGGUGAUGAAAACAUUGAGAUUCACAUCCAUGAUAUUCCUGGUGGCGCCAAGGCUUUUGAGAUCUGUGCCAAGUUUUGUUAUGGUAUGAUUGUCACGCUCAAUGCCUACAAUGUCAUUGCAGCCCGCUGCGCCGCAGAGUACUUGGAGAUGCAUGAAACUGUCGACAAGGGUAAUCUCAUCUACAAGAUUGAGGUCUUCCUCAGCUCAAGCAUUUUCCGGAGUUGGAAGGACUCUAUCAUUGUUCUUGGUACUACAAAGGCUCACUUGCCUUGGUCAGAGGAUCUUAAGCUGGUUAGCCACUGCAUCGACUCCAUUGCUUCGAAAGCCUCCACUGACACCUCCAAGGUUGAGUGGUCAUAUUCAUACAAUCGCAAGAAGCUCCCAACUGAGAAUGGCCUUGAUUUGGAAUGGAAUGGAGUCAAGAAGCAGCAGUUUGUGCCGCAUGAUUGGUGGGUCGAGGAUCUCGCAGAUCUCGACAUUGAUUCAUACAAGCAAGUCAUAACAGCAAUCAAGACCAAGGGUAUGGUGCCCAAGGAUGUGAUUGGGGAGGCAAUCAAGGCUUACACAUACAAGAAGCUCCCUUCCUUAAGUAAGGUUUCAAUGGUCCAUGGCGACGCAAAAGUUCGGGCCAUGCUAGUUACCAUCACAUGCUUGUUGCCAUCAGAGAAAGGAUCAGUUUCAUGCAGCUUCCUCUUAAAGCUACUGAAAGCAACAAAUUUGCUAAAAUGUGGAGAGCUCUGCAGGAAAGAGCUUAUGAAGCGUAUUGGACGGCAACUAGAUGAAGCGUCCGUGUCGGAUCUUCUGAUUCCUACAGUGGAUGGGGAGACCACAGUUUAUGACAUUGACAUGAUACUCAGUAUAGUGGAAGAAUUUGUCAGGCAAGACAGUAAGAAUGCUCAGAAACAUAAUGGUGGUGAAGUGGACAGUCAUGUCCAAGCACCUAGUGCAUCCAUGAUCAAAGUGGCUAAAGUGGUUGAUGGGUAUCUUGCUGAGGUUGCAAAAGAUCCAAAUACACCCAUUUUGAAGUUCAUUCAUCUAGCCGAGACAAUGUCGAUAAAUUCAAGGCCAGUUCAUGAUGGGCUAUACCGCGCCAUCGACAUGUAUCUGAAGGAGCACCCAAGCUUGGGAAAGAAUGAGAAGAAGAAGCUGUGCAGCCUCAUGGACUGCAAGAAACUCUCACCGGACGCGUGUGCUCACGCGGUGCAGAACGAGCGGCUGCCACUGAGGACCGUGGUGCAGGUGCUGUACCACGAGCAGACGAGGGCUUCUGCGGCGGUCACCAUCCGAGCCGACAGCAUCUGCGUCGGCUCGUACGAGAGCUCGAGGUCAGGCGCCACCACCAACACGGAGGACGAGUGGGACGGCGUCAUGGUCGUGGAAGACCUCAGCCUGUCCACCAAGACCACCACCAAGCUAGACGGCGCAGCCAAUAGCCAUUGCAGCAACGGCAAGGCGAAGAAAGGCGGCGCGUCGACGCCGAAGAAGGCGGCUCACCGGAGGACGACGACGGUGCCAACCGGCAAAGGGCAGUCCGGUGAGCGCAGCAGCUCGGACUCGUCGGACAGUGCGAUCUUGCAGAAGCUGGAGCUUCCCAAGAGGACCCCCUCCAGGAGCACGAAGCCGGCUGCUGUGUAGCGUUAGCUUCCUGCAUGAAUUCUCAGUGGAUUCGUAAGGAUCGUUAGGUUCUUAGCUGCUGCUUCUUUUCUUUCUUUCUUCAUGAAUGUUGCAUAGAAGCAAGAACUAAUGGUUUACACGUCUGUUGGUAGGGAUGUUAUAAUGUGAGGUCUGCUUUUAGGUGAUCUUGUUAGUAGCAUUGUAGGCUUGCCAUGAAACCUAUGAAAAUGUUGGUUGCUACUUUGAGGUUUUAUGCCAUACUCAGAAGUUAGUAGCUGUUAUGAAAAAAGUUUAGAACUUUGUUAGAACUUGGAAGCAUAAUUCAUCUGCUGCUAGCCUGUUUAUACUGGUAUAGUGGUAUGAUCUCAGUUCAGAUCGUGCAAAGUCUUGUGUAAUUUGUAAUUAGACAAUGCUGUCCUGAGCCAAGAAUAACAGAGCUGCGGACCAAAUAGGGAUA
This is a messenger RNA of Oryza sativa Japonica Group (Japanese rice), 3449 nucleotides long. RefSeq names its product BTB/POZ domain-containing protein NPY4. The record is from RefSeq and is a predicted model, not a curated record. NCBI's taxonomy places the organism in Eukaryota, Viridiplantae, Streptophyta, Magnoliopsida, Poales, Poaceae. Gene Ontology annotation, molecular function: protein binding.